Molecule: messenger RNA, 1158 nt
Organism: Lathyrus oleraceus (garden pea)
Lineage: Eukaryota; Viridiplantae; Streptophyta; Magnoliopsida; Fabales; Fabaceae
Exons: 9
Coding region: 226-969 (247 amino acids)
Biological process (GO): protein folding in endoplasmic reticulum
Cellular component (GO): membrane; EMC complex
Source: RefSeq, a predicted model, not a curated record
AAACUAAAAAAUCAAACACACGGCGUGAAAGUGUUAACAAAAACAAAGCGUAUCGAAACGGGGUUGCCGGCUGUGUAACAUCAUCACUUCCCAGUUUUCGAUCUUGUCCCUCAAUACUGAGAUUUAGGGUUUACCCAUCUUCAUCAACACUCUCUUUUCUACUGAUUUUUCUCUCUCACGCAUCUCUCAAUUCAUCACCAGAUUCUGCAUCGCGGUUUUAGAAUAAUGGCGGAAGAUCUGGUGCUGGAUACUGCAAUCAGAGAUUGGGUGUUGAUCCCUUUAUCUGUUGUUAUGGUUCUAAUUGGUGUGCUCCGCCAUAUUGUUUCCAAGCUUAUGCGUUCUACUCAAACUCCUGAUGCCAAAAUUGUCAGAGAAGGGCAAGUCAUGCUUAGAGCUCGGAAUUUAAGGAUGGCGGCAAAUUUUAUCCCUUCCAAGGCUUUUCGUGCCCGCAAGCUUUAUUUUUGUAAUGAGGAAAAUGGUCUGUUGUUUGUUCCAAAGGGCCAAGCUCAGAAUCCACAAGCACAGAUGUUCUCUGAUCCGAACAUGGCCAUGGAUAUGAUGAAGAAAAACCUUUCAAUGAUCAUACCGCAGACUCUUACUUUUGCUUGGGUGAACUUUUUCUUUUCUGGAUUUGUAGCAGCCAAAAUACCCUUUCCAUUAACUCAGAGAUUUAGGUCAAUGUUACAGAAUGGAAUAGACCUCAGCACAGUGGAUGUUAGCUACGUCAGCAGUCGCUCUUGGUACUUCCUCAAUCUGUUUGGCUUAAGAGGAUUGUUUAGUCUUAUCUUGGGGGAAGAAAAUGCUGUAGAUGAUACACAAAGAAUGAUGCAAAUGGGUGGUGGAUUCGGAUUUGAUCCUUCAAAGGGUCUGAGUGUUGAGAAAGACAAUCUUGACAUAACUCAGCAUGACUGGGCCUUGCCAAAUUUCGAGCAUCGUGCUGAAUCUGUGUUGAAGAAAGUCAUCAGCUGAACAAUGCCUCUAUGACAUAGGAAGUUUAAUUGCUUACCUUAGCGGAAACACUUGUAUUCUAUUGUUGUGGUUGGAUUUUUGUCAUCCACAGAGAAAGAUAUUAAAGAUCUUGUUGAGACAAUGAUUGUGAUGUUGAAACAAAAUGUUAUAUAUUUUCUAUCAGAAAAAGUUGUUACGAUUUUGUUCAAA